AUUAAACAUGUUCUAGAAGAAGAAGAUGAAGGAGAAAAGACAGAAACAAUUAUGAAAACAGAGACAAAUGAUUCUUUACAACAAUUGUCCGACACAAAUAAAUAAAUAACAAAAUCUGUUAGAAUGCUGCUGAGACUAAACUAGUUUUUAUUGUCGGCUGGAGAGGAAUGAAACUGCUGUUUCUAGUAAUGCUCUCCCAUUUUGUGUUUAAGAAAGGUUUGGGACUGAAAUGUUAUUCUGAUGUUCUGGGUAAGCACUGGACCCAGUGUGAAGAAAAGAAAGGAUUUCGAACAUGUUUUACAAAAUAUGAUUUCAAAGGAGAGGUAACGGGUCGAGGGUGCUCUACAAAAGAUAAAAUAUUCCAUAUUGAAUGUGAGAAUCACGUGAUGGGAAAACAUAGUGAAAAAUUCUGCUACUGCAGCUACUACCUGUGUAACAGUGCGGAUAGGGUGACCGGUUUGUCUCCAGCUGGGAUCAUGCUUAUUUUAACCAGCUACAGGAUAUUACAGUGAUCUGUGAAUAGUUGAAUUAUGGAGAAUGUUCAUCUUUUUUAGAAUAUACACUCAAAGUGGAAUGAUGCCCUAUUGAAAAUAUUUCCGUGCAAAAUGCCAAUGGCAUAAUAAUUUUCCAAAAUUAAUCCUAGCUGGUGUGUAUACUGUACAACCUAGUCUAGCUUCCUAGCUGGUGUGUAUACUGUACAACCUAGUCUAGCUUCCUAGCUGGUGUGUGUACUGUACAACCUAGUCUAGCUUCCUAGCUGGUGUUUAUACUGUACAACCUAGUCUAGCUUCCUAGCUGGUGUGUAUACUGUAAAACCUAGUCUAGCUUCCUAGCUGGUGUGUGUACUGUACAACCUAGUCUAGCUUCCUAGCUGGUGUUUAUACUGUACAACCUAGUCUAGCUUUCUAGCUGGUGUGUAUAUUGUACAAUCUAGUCUUGCUUCCUAGCUGGUGUGUGUACUGUACAACCUAGUCUAGCUUCCUAGCUGGUGUUUAUACUGUACAACCUAGUCUAGCUUCCUAGCUGGUGUGUAUAUUGUACAAUCUAGUCUUGCUUCCUAGCUGGUGUGUGUACUGUACAACCUAGUCUAGCUUCCUAGCUGGUUUGUAUACUGUACAACCUAGUCUAGCUUCCUAGCUGGUGUGUAUACUGUACAACCUAGUCUAGCUUCCUAGCUGGUGUGUAUACUGUACAACCUAUUCUAGCUUCCUAGCUGGUGUAUAUACUGUACAACCUAGUCUUGCUUCCUAGCUGGUGUGUAUACUGUACAACCUAGUCUGGCUGCAUAAUGUAGGUACUGUGCUUCAAAUGAACAGGAGUAUUCAGUAAUGAAAACUGUUUAUCUUCAAAUUAUAAAAUGUUUGGAAACACCACAUAAAUAAACAUCUUUUUG
This is a messenger RNA of Eurytemora carolleeae, 1393 nucleotides long. RefSeq lists its product as uncharacterized. The record is from RefSeq and is a predicted model, not a curated record. Bases 168 to 512 code for a protein of 114 amino acids. The transcript has 5 exons. Lineage: Eukaryota; Metazoa; Arthropoda; Copepoda; Calanoida; Temoridae.